AUGCCACUUCUAGGUGGUCUCUUCGCGCGAAACUCUAAUGGAAGUGGCGCCACCAGCAAAUCCAAAAGCCCAAGCGACCUCUCUCCCUCCGCCUCAUAUUCCCACUCGGCAAGCAUCAGUAGUGUCCAGCUCGGCAGCAACCUCUCCCCUCCCCCGUCUUCCCAGCCAUCUCCUACAAGCGAAUACGUUUCAUUCGCUCCAGGCCCGUCGUCUCCAAACGGCAGAAGCUUGGCAUAUGCGGGCGAGCCCCAGAAGGACAAACGCGGGCUGGGCUUUUUUGGGCGUAAACGAAGCGCGACUCCUUUAUUGGCUGUCGACACUGGCGAGCCUUUUGAGGCCCCCCCGCGACCCGCCUAUCUCGGACGACUGAGCACGUCGUCCGAUAUACCGCCCUCCUCAGCUUCCGCAUCAACCUCCCCCAACUCCCUCCGCCCACCUCAGAACCUCUACACAUCUUCUACCCGAAGUCUUCCCCCUCCGGUAACCACUGCUGGUGCCUCUCCUUACGCUCACCAAACGCCCUCCCGAACGCGUGAUAGAGACCGCCAAUAUUCUCUAUCACCUCUUGCUCCCCAAAUCAGCCCGACAAGAAGUACUGCUUCUGGUCUCACAGCCGCGUCAGGGAAGACGAGCAAAACGGGCGCGAAAAGCGGGCGCAAGUUUGCGUUUUGGGCGAGGGGAAAGGACAAGGAGGUCGAGCCAUUACCCCCUUCACCCGCCAAACCCUCCGACUUCAAUCUUCGAGCCUUCCGACAUGUCCGCGAGGAGCCUGCUGGGAAGAACCAGCUUACGGCAACGAAUCUGACGAGCUUGAGUCAGCAGAUCGAGCGAGAAGGACAGGCUAGCGGGCUGGGGAGUGCUUAUGAGCACGAGCAUCUACCUCCUGCCCGACCGCGACCGCGGGGAGGCAGCGAUGCUAGUGCGAGUAGCUCGCGCAUUAGCGUUGCGGCCUUCCGAGAAGUACAGGCGAGGAGAAGCGCUGCUGGGAGUCCUGUUCUGGGCGAGAGUAGUGCGAGAGCGCCAAGUCCGGGCCCAUAUGGUCGACAACCGCAAUCGACACAACGACCUACGCCGACUCCCGUUCAAAAGCCUGCCAAGAAGACGUCUUCUCCACCGGUCCCUUCCCCAACGACGAAGCCGCAGCCGUAUACGACUGUUCAUCAAAGGGCGCCAAAUGCGCAAGGAAAUCAGUGGGAUUCUGAUGAAGAUGAGGACGAAUCAUCUCCAGGAGACUCCAGCGAUGACCAGCGUAAACCACGGCCUUCGCGGCAGCAGCAGCAGCAACAGCGCGGGCUUGGGACUGCCAGAUCGCAGUCUUCGUUGGGUGUUUAUGGGCAGAGUGGGAGCACGGAAAAGAAGAUGGGUGGGAGUACCGGAAACCUCGUGGCCAGCGCGAGUGGUGGCAAUGUUGCUUCCAAACGGCUUUCGCUAACGCAAGAGCCAACCGCUCAACGCAAAACCUGCGGGGACAAACACCUCCUACGCCCGCCCUCUCUCCUUCCCGCCAAACCAGCGCCCCCACCCAAAGCGACCUCCGUUCCUAAUCCUUCUCCACACACCCGUCGGCCGACAAAUCCUGAUGAUUCUGACUCAGACGAAUCCACAAGCGAAGAGUCUUCUGACGACGAUGCGCCGUUAGCGACCCUUGUUGCGCCGCGCCGCCCAGGCUCGUCGUUGUCAAUGGCCUCAAACGGGAGCAACCCCAAUCUGAAGCCAAAGCCUCUAAUCGACAUAAACGAGGUCACCGGCUCGCGGCCGGUCCUCGCCGGCCAGAAGAAGACCGACGAUGGGUUUACCGGAGCGGGCAUGCUUGCUGUGAGCUCGAAAGCCAGCUCAAGCUCACAACUCCCAAGCCCCGUGUUGACCAGCAGGUCACCGCCGCCACCAAGCAGCGGAAGGGGUGGAUUUGUGCAGUUUCCUAGCCCGCCGGGGUCGCCGGUGCGGGAGACGCCGCCGCCGGUAACUGUCAAGGCCGCCGCCGCGCCGAGGCGGAGCCCGAUUAGGAAGGAGACCGGCGGGUCUGUGGCGAGCGUCAGCUUGGGUGGGCAGGAUAAACGGGAGGGGCUGGUGGACCGGUUGAAGGCUGUUUCUGCCACGAGUGCUUCCGGAUCGACCUCGCAGUCGUCGUUGGCGAGCACGAGCACAAGACCGACACUUGCGCCGCCCAAUGCGGGCUCGCCGCCGAGCUCGUUCUCGAGUGUGACUGCAAGGAAGGCUUUCCAUCGGCGCUCGUCCAGCGAUAUAGUGUCUGCUUCGGGUCGCUCUCCGACUUGGCUGGACGAUGCGGGGAGUAAGAGCGGGGAAGCCGAUGAUGGGGCUUUGGGGCGGGACUUGGCUGACAUGCUUGGUGGUGGUGGGCUAGCAUUCUUGCUGGGCGAGGAGGCUGCGCCGCUGACGCAGUCAGUCAAGAAUGCGGCGGAGAAGGACAAGGAGCAUGAAGGCAACAUUGUGCCAAUUGUGAUCAAGCAAAGGUCGCCUUUGCCUGGCUUCAGCGUUACGAGCAGGCCAGCCAACCGCUCUGUGGAUUUGGGGUCUGCGUCUACAACUGGAGGAAGGCAGAGGAGCAGCACCCUGAUCCCCUCGACUUCGACUUCUGCUGCUUCUUCGACAGCCAACUCAACAAGUACUUCGACUUCAAGCAGCUCGACAAACGCGUUGCCAAAGUCUGCUGCAGCUCCUUCUGGGAACGCGAGGCAACGGAGCAGCACGCUUAUGACCACGCCCGCGACGACUUCAAAUCUCCGUUCCGCACCCGCACCCGCUACCUUUACUUCCUUCCCCCGCCAAACCCCCUCCCAACCAAUCCCUUCUUCAAGAUCAUCACCACCCAUAAUCGCACAACCGACUCCUUCACCCUCGCCCCCUUCUCUGCUUGGCCGACCACCACAACGGCCUUUUGCGGGCAACGGCGGUGUACGCGGCAACUCACCCGCAAGCUCCACAGGCACAAACGACACGGGCAACUCGAGCAGAAGCAGCGGUGCCCUUGGCCCGCUUACACCGAGAGACGGGAGCGAAGUUGGCAGUGCGAUGAGUAGUGGGAAUAGUGGGAGCGGAAGCGCGCCGUAUGCCGCCCGGGGGACAAGAACGAGUCAGAGGGAGGAGAAAGUGAGGGACGACUGGAGCGGGGGCGCGAGCGGGCUGUUGCCGGCGCAUGUGCAGAAGGCGAAGCAAAGGAGAAGCGUCAGCUUUGACUUUGACGAGAGCAGGGUGUUCGUGCUGAACGACGAGGAGCGGAGGAGGGAGAGGAGAAGGAGCGAGGCCAAGGCCGCGAUUGAGUUGGGGAAUAUCGUUAAUGGCCCCGGGCCCGUGCCGGACGACGACGAAGAGGACGAUUUGCCGAUUAACCAGAUUCGCAAUGCCAACCCGAUGAUGCAGCAGAUGCAGAUGCCGAUGGGGAUGGGAAUGCAAAUGCCGAUGGGGGGCUGGCCGCAAAUGCAGAUGCCAAGGCAAAUGCCUAUGCAAAUGCCUAUGCAGAUGCAGAUGCAGAUGCAGGUCCCCAUGAUGCCCAACGCCGGCCAGUUCAUGAUGCCCCCGCCGUCCGACCCGAGCAUGAUGGCGGCCCACCAACAAGCAAUGCUAUAUGCGAAGCAGGCGUACCAGAUGGCGGUUGCGCAGCAGGCCAUGGCGGCUGCGGGCGAGGAGUGGGAGCGCGGGUCGACUAUGACGGGGAUGAGGGGCAGCGUUUAUGCGGGCAGCCAAAUCGGAGGUGCUGGUGGGGGCGGCGGCGGACUGUCUCCGUUUGGCAUGGGCCUCGCGAUGCUCAAUGCGCAGAACGGGCAGGGCCAGAUGUUCCCCUCUGGCGCUAGAAGUCUCAUGGGCGGCGGGGCAAGAAGCGACUAUGGCGGGAUGGGUGGCGGCGGGGGCGGAAAUUGGAACUCAUCGAGGAGCGUUUACGGAGAAGCUUUCGGGCCAUCGACAGAGCGGUACCAGCAGACCCCGACGUCGUCAAGGUCGAUGAGCAGCGGGAACCUUGCGGGGAUGGCAAAGACCCCGGGCCAGUCGCCGGCCGGCGCGGGCCAGGAGUCGGGCUACUUUGCGGGUGCUUUGCCGGCGUCGAAUUCGCGGCCGGGCCUGAGCGCGGCGAGGCAACGGACGGCGAGCAGCCCGUCGAAGCCUGGCGGGGCUGUGGGCGGACAGCGGAGAGGGGGCCCGCCGUCGAGCUGGCGCGCGGGAAUGUGA
This is a messenger RNA of Mycena indigotica, 4182 nucleotides long. RefSeq lists its product as uncharacterized. The coding region runs from base 1 to 4182 and encodes 1393 amino acids. The record is from RefSeq and is a predicted model, not a curated record. NCBI's taxonomy places the organism in Eukaryota, Fungi, Basidiomycota, Agaricomycetes, Agaricales, Mycenaceae. The transcript has 5 exons.